Messenger RNA from Delphinapterus leucas (beluga whale), 3794 nucleotides. NCBI's taxonomy places the organism in Eukaryota, Metazoa, Chordata, Mammalia, Artiodactyla, Monodontidae. The record is from RefSeq and is a predicted model, not a curated record.
CCCGCCCGCUCGCCCCCGGCCCCGGCUCCGGCUCCUCCUCCUCCUCUUCUCGCCAUUGCAGUUGGACUCAGCAGCCCGGUGCGCACCGCGUGGCUUUUGGGGCGAGACCCCGGCGGGAUCUGGCAGGAGGGCGGCGGCUGCGGUCGGAGAAGGGGACGCGGACAAGAUAGUUGAAGUAUUGAUAACACCAAGGAAAUCUGUCACAAUUUGAAAAGAUAAGGAAAAAUUUGAUUUCCAGACACUACAGGAAAAGAAGUAAAAAUGCGUCCAGUGAGAAUUUUUGUGAAUGAUGAUCGCCAUGUGAUGGCAAAGCAUUCUUCCGUUUAUCCGACACAAGAGGAGCUGGAGGCAGUCCAGAACAUGGUGUCUCACACGGAGCGGGCUCUCAAGGCUGUGUCCGACUGGAUUGAUGAGCAGGAGAAAGGUAGCGGCGAUCACGCCGAGUCUGAGAAUGUGGAUGUGCCCCCAGAGGACGAGACCAAAGAAGGGGCCGGGGAGCAGAAGGCAGAGCAUGUGACUAGAACCCUGAGGGGCGUGAUGCGUGUUGGCCUCGUGGCAAAGGGCCUGCUGCUCAAGGGUGACCUGGACCUGGAGCUGGUGCUGCUGUGUAAGGAGAAGCCCACGACCGCCCUCCUGGACAAGGUGGCUGACAACCUGGCCAUCCAGCUCGCUGCUGUUACAGAUGACAAGUACGAAAUACUCCAAUCUGUCGACGAUGCCGCGAUUGUGAUAAAAAACACAAAAGAGCCUCCAUUGUCCCUGACCAUCCACCUGACAUCCCCUGUUGUCAGAGAAGAAAUGGAGAAAGUAUUAGCUGGAGAAACGCUAUCAGUCAACGAUCCCCCGGACGUUCUGGACAGGCAGAAAUGCCUUGCUGCCUUGGCGUCCCUCCGACACGCCAAGUGGUUCCAGGCCAGAGCCAAUGGGCUGAAGUCGUGUGUCAUUGUCAUCCGGGUCCUGAGGGACCUGUGCACCCGCGUUCCCACCUGGGGUCCCCUCAGAGGAUGGCCCCUCGAGCUUCUCUGUGAGAAGUCCAUCGGCACAGCCAACAGACCAAUGGGUGCUGGCGAGGCCCUGCGGAGAGUGCUGGAGUGCCUGGCUUCAGGCAUCGUGAUGCCAGAUGGUUCUGGCAUUUAUGACCCUUGUGAAAAAGAAGCCACUGAUGCUAUUGGGCAUCUAGACAGACAGCAACGGGAAGAUAUCACACAGAGUGCGCAGCAUGCUCUGCGACUUGCUGCGUUUGGCCAGCUCCAUAAGGUCCUGGGUAUGGACCCCUUGCCUUCGAAGAUGCCCAAGAAACCAAAGAAUGAAAACCCAGUGGACUACACAGUUCAAAUACCCCCCAGUACCACCUACGCCAUUACGCCCAUGAAACGCCCAAUGGAGGAAGAUGGGGAGGAAAAGUCUCCCAGCAAAAAGAAGAAGAAGAUUCAGAAGAAAGAGGAGAAAGCAGAGCCUCCCCAAGCGAUGAAUGCCCUGAUGAGACUGAACCAGCUCAAGCCGGGGCUGCAGUACAAACUGGUUUCCCAGACCGGUCCAGUUCACGCCCCCAUCUUCACCAUGUCUGUGGAGGUAGACGGCAACUCAUUCGAGGCCUCUGGGCCCUCCAAAAAGACUGCCAAGUUGCACGUGGCCGUUAAGGUGUUACAGGACAUGGGCUUGCCCACGGGUGCCGAAGGCAGAGACUCCAGCAAGGGGGAAGACUCAGCUGAGGAGACAGAGGCGAAGCCAGCCGUGGUGGCCCCUCCACCUGUGGUGGAAGCUGUCUCGACCCCCAGCGCUGCCUUUCCCUCAGAUCCCACUGCCGAGAACGUAAAACAGCAGGGGCCGAUCCUGACCAAGCAUGGCAAGAACCCUGUUAUGGAACUUAAUGAGAAGAGGCGUGGCCUCAAGUAUGAGCUCAUCUCAGAGACAGGGGGCAGCCAUGACAAGCGCUUCGUCAUGGAGGUCGAGGUGGAUGGACAGAAGUUUCAAGGCGCUGGCUCAAACAAAAAGGUGGCCAAAGCAUAUGCCGCCCUUGCUGCGCUAGAAAAACUGUUCCCCGAUGCCCCUCUAGCCCUUGAGGCCAACAAGAAGAAGAGAGCCCCCGUGCCUGUGAGAGGUGGACCGAAAUUUGCUGCUAAGCCACAUAACCCUGGGUUCGGCAUGGGGGGUCCCAUGCACAACGAAGUGCCCCCGCCCCCCAAUCUCCGAGGACGGGGAAGAGGAGGGAACAUCCGAGGUCGAGGGAGAGGGAGAGGCUUUGGUGGCGCCAACCAUGGAGGCUACAUGAAUGCUGGCGCCGGGUAUGGCAGCUACGGGUAUGGAGGCAACUCGGCGACCGCUGGCUACAGUGACUUUUUCACAGACUGCUACGGCUAUCAUGAUUUUGGGUCUUCCUAGAGCAUCUAAAAGUAUUGCACACAAAAUCAACUUUUUACUCCAAUUUUCUCGAACUCCAAAACCCAAAGUGUCCGUGCUGUGCCCUGUGCUUCACUGGGUUUCUCAACCGUGGCUUGUCACCGCAGCUUGUCUGAAACUCUUAGCCUGCAGAAUUUAAGACAAUGGCAGUUUUUAUCGUGAUUUGCCUUUGAACUUGGUCAUAUUGAAGUUCACAAUAAGUGGAAAACAAUUUUCAGAGAAUGUGUUUUUUGUGCAGAAUUGCACAGAAUUCUAGAGCCAGCGUUGGUCAGCAUCAAGGCAAAAGCCCACCUUUGCUUUUUAUGGAAAGCAUUACUUUAUUUAAGAGACAGAUAAUAAUGCAUUUUAAUCUACCUUUGUCUUAAUUUACAGCAGGUUUUGUAUGAAUUUUUAACCUUUUAACAAAUUCCCAAAUCUGGUUGAUGCCUUUGACAGUAACGAUUUCACCACAUCUGAAUCCAGAGCAACUGGCCUUUUUUCUGUUGUUUUUUUCAUAAGCAUGUGAAACGUUGGGAACGUUGGGGAAUUGUAUAUUGUGCUAAGUUAACCUCUUCCACCUUUUGUAAAUGCUCUGGUGGGUUCUUGUUCCGGGAUGCAAUGUUCUGUGGCUGCUUUAGCUAGAGGUGAACUCUCAAAGGUAUCAAAACUGUGCUUCCACUAUUAGUGCAAGAAACAGACAGGCUUUAAGGAAGAGAGAACGUGGAAUUUUGCAAGUCGUAAUCACACCUGCAAAUGCAUGGGAUUCUAGAGGUUUUUUUUCCAUUUUUCUUUUCUUUUCUUUUCUUUUCUUUUUUUUUUUUUUUUUUUAAUGGGGCUUUAAAAAUAAGCAGGAAGAGCUUAAUACAUAGCACAAUUCUCCAGUGAAGAGCCAAGCCUCAGCAGGGCCUGUGCUGCUGGGCGCACAUCCACGGCAGAUUCCAGAAGGCCCGGAAAGCUUCUGCCCUCUCACCUUAGGGUGCAGGCAUGAGCUUGUGUGGCUUCUCCCUUGUGCGCAGAGGCACACAGAGGCGUUUUGGCUCUUGAAUGAGACCCCCGUCUCUUGGCGGGAGUCCUUCUUGGGAAUGAGUGUAGUUUUGGCUCUGGUCAGCAGGUUUUUUUGCAGCAAGGCCUGCCUCUGCGUUGACUUGCAAAAUUUUGCGUUUAUUCAGUCAGGCAAAAAAUUGGUCAAAACGGUUAUUACAUAAUUUGUUCCCAGGGGUUUGAAACAUUCAGUGAAACUUUUUAAAACUUUGAUUGCAUGAUGUAUUUUUUUUUCCUAGAAAGUUAUUGUUUGAGAAUAAUGUCUUUUUAUACCAGGAAAUAGUUAUCCUGAAAUGACGUUGAAAAUUUCCCCUCCCCUUUAUUAUUAUUAUUAUUUUUUUUUAAUCAAUACAUGUUAAAGUAACAAGCCCUCA